Exophiala bonariae is the source of this 3033-nucleotide messenger RNA. RefSeq lists its product as uncharacterized. The coding region runs from base 1 to 3033 and encodes 1010 amino acids. The transcript is spliced from 4 exons. The record is from RefSeq and is a predicted model, not a curated record. Lineage: Eukaryota; Fungi; Ascomycota; Eurotiomycetes; Chaetothyriales; Herpotrichiellaceae.
AUGGGCAGCCUGGCGAUUUUGUGUUACGUAACCUCCGUUGUCAGUGCUGCCAUUUUGACCCGUCUGGUCCCAAUCUCAACUGCACAUGAUCGCCCUAUUCAUAUACUUGUCGUUGCCUUUGUCGCGUGCAGUUUCGCAUUACCCAGCAUAAGUCGACUGCUGCCGACGCUUUUCCACCCACCCGAGUCACAUUCAAAAGGAGGGAGAUACACUUCUUUGCCAUUGAACGACUUGGGCAACGUUGAGCCUCAAAAUGCAUACACACAAGAUGCCAAACAACGUCAGGGCAAGGUACGAGUCACAGUACUAGCAGCUGCCAUUGUCGCAAUAUCCUUGCGACUGGAGCUUUAUCGGCGCAUCUCAAAAGCAACCGAAUGUACCAUUGACAGCGUUGAGGUUUUCUUGCCGUUUCUACUAGCCUUGUACGAUGUCUAUCGAUUGCAAAAGCAGAGUCCCAUUUUCGGUGAAAAGCAAACCAGUACAAGCGCUUCGGGGUUUAUUCUGCGGACGAUAACGUUGAUUCAGGAGGCACUGGGAACUUAUUUGUUGCAACCAAGGACACGUUAUGUUCUGCCAGUAUUCCUUCUCGCAUCUGGCUGCCAUUUGACAACAGGCUUGUGGAGUUCCUCCACGUCUACCUACAUCUGUCCGAUUGUGACUGGCGAAUCUCAGACUAUCAAAGUCUUUCAAUUCCUGGCGCUCUUUUUAGACUUCGCAAUAGCCGUUGUUGCCUACGAAACCCGGCCCAAGGCCGACGGAACCGGGCUUUCAGGUCGAAGAUGUGUCGUGUUGUGGAGCUCGACGUUACUGGGUGUAUCUAUCAUCUGGUCGAUUGUUGGGGGGGCUUACUACCUCUUCAAACCCGAAUAUAGAGGCUGGCUGUUAUUGCUACGUCCUUCGGUGGAUUUCGGCACACUCAUCGCCAUAGGCGUGCAUACCUUCUUGUUCUGUCUUCUUUUUAUUUCCACACUACACUGCAUCACGACUUAUGGCGUUCUAGACAUGUCCAUCUACAUUACGGCUAUAAUGACUAUGAUACCCGGCUUCGAGUUUAUUUGGUCCCGCAGAUCUCCCUACCCACCAGUUCCAAAGACUUCCUCUAUCACUUCGUUCGUUCUAAUCCUGGUUGGCUGGUGGAUGUAUAGCCGAAUACAGCAAGCCAUGGGUGAAAGAGAACCAGCUCCACGAUAUCGCCACGCUUUAAUCCCCAUCAUUCUAUGUAUUCUAAUUCUCCCAGCUUGGCGCAAAAGCGAUAACGUCUAUUUUCAUCCCAUUGAUGUACUCAUCUAUGAUGCAAAGUUACAACAUGACCGAUAUGUGGCAAGCGUUGGUAAUACUCUCUCACUCCAUGAGACGGUUGAUCGAUAUCAACAAAGAUACAAGAGGAGACCCCCUCCUGGUUUCGAUUUAUGGUUCGAAUAUGCCAAGAGUAGAACCUCUUUUGUUGUGGAUGAGUUCGACCAGAUUUAUGAUGACUUGUUACCGUUCCGCACAAUCCUCCCAGACGAGCUCCGUAAGCAGACCUGGGAAAUGGUGUCCAAUCCGUGGAAUGAAAUAUCUGGUAUUACCAUCAGAAACGGUAGUGCUACCGUGCAGAGUAACGUUCUCCCUACACAUCGGUGGAUGCUGGAGGGUGUGGCCAAUUUAAUCAAUAAAUUCGCGCAGCAUUUGCCGGAUAUGGAUCUGGCCUUCAAUCUCAAUGAUGAAUCUAGAGUGGCAGUUCCUUUUCAAGAGAUUGAGAGCCUUCGUCAACAAGGCCGCAUGGAGGAUAAGAGCGGUCGCUUAGGCUGGUCAUCCGAUCGUGCUGCUGGUUGGCUUCCAAUUCCCGAGCACGAGGUCAAGGAAACAGUCUUCAGAGACAUGUCCUUCCGUAAUACAUUUCGAGAAUUUGGCUCGGUGGGCUGUGACCCCAAAUCUUUGGCGAGAACCACACCUCAUGUUUCUUCUCAAUCUCAUCUCUGCCACACUUGCGCGGCGCCCCAUUCGCUUGGCCAAUUUGUGUCCGACUGGACUAAAUCCGGCGACAUCUGUCAUCAACCCGAUGUCGCUCAUCUUCAUGGUUUCUAUCUCUCACCGGCGGCCUUCAAAACAUCACAUCGACUGAUGCCGGUCUUUUCCCAGUCCAAAGCACAUGGAUACAAUGACAUCUUGUAUCCGUCAGCGUGGAACUAUAUGGACAAAGUCAUCUAUGCCCCUUCGGAAGAUAAUGGCACUCCUGGGCAAGACAACUUCAAAGCAGGCUUCCCUGACCCACCAUUCUCCGAGAAGGAAAACACCCUCUUUUGGCGAGGAGCCACGUCCGAAGGCGUGUCAAGUGGCAACCACGCAUGGCGCGGCAUGACACGCCAACGCUUAGUCCACAUGGCCAACAACCUAACAACUUCAGCCCACGAUGCCGUGACUAUCCUCCUUCCGCACCCCACAUCUCCCAAAACCUACAAAUACCAAACUCUCCCAGGUCCCAUGAUCAAAUCUCUCGGCCUGAACACCUCGAUCGCAAUCGUCGACCAUAUCGCACGCUGCGGCGGCGUUGGCCUACAUGACUGCAGCGAUCAAGAGGCUGAAUUCUCUCCUGUACCCCCGACCGACUUCCAAGCGCACUGGCGCUACAAAUUCCUUUUCGACCUCGACGGCGCCGGCUUCUCAGGCCGCUUCCUCCCAUUCUUGCAAUCGCGCUCCCUCCCUUUCAAAACCGCUCUGUUUCGCGAAUGGUAUGCCUCACGCCUCACGGCUUGGCACCAUUUUGUGCCGCAGGACAUCCGUCUGCACGGCGUGUGGAGCACUCUCGCGUACUUUGCGGGUGUGAAUGUGAGCCUGCCUGAUCAGCGCGAUAACUACUGGCCUGCGCAUACUGUGGAGGCGGAGAGGAUUGCGUUGCAAGGGCGCGAUUGGGUCGAGAAGGUGGUCAGGAAGGAGGAUAUGGAGGUAUAUUUCUUUCGGUUAUUGUUGGAGUGGGGAAGGUUGGUGGAUGAUGGAAGGGAUGAAUUAGGCUAUGGGACUCCUGGGGGUGAGGCAAAAAAAGAUGGGUGGUGA